AUGCCAGAACCCCCUCAAGUAGCGCUUGAGCCGCUUCCCAAAACUUCAACAGCUUUACUGGCCAUGGCAGAUCGUUUCAAGUGUCCCGCUUUGCCCCGCUACUUCCUAUGUUUUGAUGCCUACAUCCGUCAAGGAACAUGGUGCGCACAUGCCACACUUCUCUUCAACAUCGACACCGAGGACAUUCUCAUGACGGAAGCCGAGAAGCAUCAAAGCUUGGCUUGGCUUUCGGAGAAGCUCACCAUGACCGAGAGGAUGAGGGGACCGUCAAGAAACAAGGUCGUGAGGGCAGUGCAAGAGAUGAUCGACGGCACCAACAAAAACAUUGACCACGCGAUGAUAUACACGGCCCUCUUGCGGUAUCGUUCGGAUCCCCCUCUCAUGUGGAGCAAGAGGCCAAUCAUUGCAAGCCACCUACAACCAUUGCGGUUUCUCUUCAAGUGCAUGUCUCGCAAGGAGACGUACACGGCGGACAGGAUGAGGGCGGAGAUGAGCAACGUCGAUCGCGCCCUCACCGUGAAGAGCCUAGCGCUUGACGGAGCCCGAGACGGAGCAACUCAGACCGAAGCAAUGGGAGCGAAGAAUGGGGGAUCAGGGGAUGAGUUGCGUAGGGACGAUGACUUUAUCUACCUGGAGUAUUUUGACGAUUUCAAGUAG
Molecule: messenger RNA, 657 nt
Organism: Colletotrichum higginsianum IMI 349063
Lineage: Eukaryota; Fungi; Ascomycota; Sordariomycetes; Glomerellales; Glomerellaceae
Exons: 1
Coding region: 1-657 (218 amino acids)
Source: RefSeq, a predicted model, not a curated record